UUAAUAUUGUUUGACAAUAAAUAAUUAAUAAGUAAAUAUCAAUUUGUCAAAUAGUUAUAUACAAAGCUAUUUAUUCUACUACUUGCCAUAAUAUUAAUUAAUGAUGUAUUUAAAAAUAUAAUAGGUUAUCAAUUAUUUAUGCUUCUUAAAAUUUAACGUGAUUAUUGUAACAUGUAUAUUUCAUUCUAAUAUUGUUUAAAGUUAUACUGAUAAGAAAUUUCCAAGAGCAACAAAAUGUUGAACGUUAGAAAAUUAAGUAGACCUUUAUACAUGGCUGUAUAUCCAAUUAAAGAAUUUUUGGGACAGUAUGAUGUACCUAAAAAUCCGGUUGCUGAAAAUAUAGAAAAUACUCCUAUGGGAAGGAUAAGAAAAAUAUUUGUUUCUACCGAAUAUCAACCUAUAAGCAAAGAAAUUCAACAUUUCAUUAAUUUCACAAGUACUGCAACGUUUAUUGGUAUGAUGGUGGGUGGUGUGGCUCAUUCACGAGGAGUUGCACAGCAAUUUAUAGAUAAUAAUGAAGCAACACGUUUCUAUACUCAACAUGAUGCAAGACGAUAUUUACAAGACAAAGUUAUAUUAGCAUUUGGCAAGGGUGCUUUUAAAUUUGGCUGGAGAUUAUGUGUAUUUUGUGGAAUUUAUGAAACCAUUCGAGUAUUGUUGACUGCAUAUUAUGGGGAACCUUCAGUUUUACAUUACAUGAUUGGAGCUGGUACUGCUGGAUUUUUAUUUAAGUUAUCACUUGGUGUCAAAGGUUCAUUAGUUGGUCUGGUUGUUGGUACUAUUCUUGGAGCUAUUGGUGGUCUUUUUAGUAUAAUGUUUAUUAAGAUAACAGGAAUGUCAAAGGAUGAUUUUGAACGUAUACAAUAUUAUUGGGCUUAUAAAAGGGAUGAGGCCUUUAAACAAGCAAUGGGCAAACGUUUAGAAGAAGAACAUGGACAAGUAAAGGAGCUUUACGAAGCAAAUAAAGCAAAUCAAGCAAUGUUAUCUUCUGCUGAAAUAAAUAAUAAAGAAGUAGAUAAAUAAAGAUUGUAUUGUGUGAAUAUAUAUUAUAGAAUAUAUUAUGUAAAUAUAAUGUAACAAUAUUUUUCAAUUUCUCAUACAUCAAUCAUCAUUUAGAAUAUCUGAAUUUACUAUAUAUUGCAGUAUAUACAAAAUAUUCAACUCUUUAAUGUGCAAACCUAAUAAUUGGUUGAAUAAAUCGUAAUACUGGAUCGUGA
Polistes dominula (European paper wasp) is the source of this 1217-nucleotide messenger RNA. RefSeq names its product RPII140-upstream gene protein (gene 140up). NCBI's taxonomy places the organism in Eukaryota, Metazoa, Arthropoda, Insecta, Hymenoptera, Vespidae. Gene Ontology annotation, biological process: mitochondrial respiratory chain complex I assembly. The record is from RefSeq and is a predicted model, not a curated record. Gene Ontology annotation, cellular component: mitochondrion.